AUGAUCGAGGAAAAGAAAGAAGACAAAACCGCAAAGAAGGCUGCCAUGAAGAAGGAAGCCGAAGCUCUUGGCAUUACAUACGAAGAACUGAAGAAAAAGCAUAAGCGAAAGCGCAGAGAGGCUGAAACCCUCGAUUCUGAAGAACAUAAAGGCGAAAUGAAACGGCUGCGUUCUUAUUCAAAGGAAUUUGACGAAAAUGAUGCUAAGAGGCGUAGAACGCGAUUAAUGGAUGCGGCCGAAGAGAAUGAAGCCACUACAAAGGCAGAGAAAAAACUUUCUCCCGAUGAAUGGAGAAAGGAACACACCCUCACGGUUCUCGGUCAUGGUGCAAACCGUGAUAUCAAGAUUCCAAAUCCAUACAUUGAAUUCAGUGAUGCCCCAUUCUCCCCUAAAAUUCAAACAUCUCUUUCCAGAGCGGGAUUUGCCCGUCCGUCAAUCAUCCAAGCUCAGGCUUGGCCCCUUGCAGUUCAAGGAAAUGACCUAAUUUCAGUUGCGAAAACAGGUUCCGGAAAGACUUGUGGUUUCCUAAUGCCUGUUUUCCAUCAUCACGAUAAGUCCGGAAACGGCUUUCAGCGAGGUGUGCGCCCCAAGCCUAUUCUUCUCGUUCUUGCUCCCACUCGCGAAUUGAGCGUUCAAAUUAUGGAGGAGACACAGAAAUUUGGUCGUCCCAUUGGAGUGCGAAGCGUCUGCUGUUACGGAGGUGCAUCUAAGUAUCCUCAAAUCGCGGCUUUGGAACGCGGCGUGGAGUGUAUUAUCGCUACUCCAGGUCGUCUUAAUGACUUGCUUGAGAUGAGGAAAGCAGAUUUGUCAACCAUCAAGUUUUUGGUUCUGGAUGAGGCUGAUAGAAUGCUUGAUAUGGGAUUUGAACCUCAAAUACGGUCCAUUAUUGAAAAGAUUCCAAAAGCACGACAAACAUUGCUUUUCUCUGCCACUUGGCCAAAAGAGAUCCAAAGGCUGGCUUUCGACUUUCUAAAGGAUCCUGUGCAGAUCAAUGUUGGAGAAGUCAAUGUUCUCGUUGCAAACAAGGAUAUUAAGCAAGAGAUUGUCAUGUGCAGGGACGAUGAGAAGCUGGACAAGCUUACAGAUAUCCUUAAGGAUUUGGUUGCUAGCAGUAACGAGGACUCUUCUCGUGUUGCAGGUGGUGGCAAAGCACACGCAAAACUUAUUGUGUUCGUUGCGAAGAAAAUCAGUUGCCACGACCUCGCGAACCACUUGUGGAAUGAGGGGUUCGCCGUUGACUCGCUUCAUGGGGAUAGGGCGCAAUGGGAGCGUACCAAGGUUAUGAACGCAUUUAAGGACGGAACUCUGAGAAUGUUGAUUGCAACCGACGUAGCAGCAAGAGGUCUAGAUGUAAAGGACGUCGGAGUUGUUGUCAACUAUGACAUGCCUUGCGGUGUCAACGCAGUAGAAGACUAUGUGCAUCGCAUCGGACGUACAGGUCGAGCCGGUGCCAAGGGUAAAGCAUUCACUUUCUUUACUCCAGGGGACAAAAAGUGCGCCACAAAACUUGUUGAAGUGUUACAAAAGGCCGAACAGGACAUUCCUGCUGAGCUUCAAGCUAUGGCUAGACCCCGGGGAUUUGGUCGUGGUGGUGGUCGCGGUGGAGGCCGAGGCUAUGGAAGGGGAUAUGGUGGAGGCGGUGGUGGCCGUGGUAGAGGCUACAUGUCUGGCGGUGGUGGCCGAGGUAACCGUUACGGCGGCGGCAGAGGAUAUGGUGGCGGCGGCGGUGGCAGAAGCUACGGUGGUGGAAGAGGACGAUACUAA
This is a messenger RNA of Cylindrotheca closterium, 1764 nucleotides long. NCBI's taxonomy places the organism in Eukaryota, Bacillariophyta, Bacillariophyceae, Bacillariales, Bacillariaceae. The record is from the annotation of a GenBank genome assembly.